AUACUAACACCUGCUGCCAACAGACACUCGUACACACACACACAGAAGACAUCAUGAAGCUGACUGUCCUGCUCUGUUCUGUGCUGCUGCUCUCUGUCUCUGUCCUUUCCCAGGGGGAUGGGACUGUGGGCCCAGACAGUGAGAACAACCCUCAGGCUGGAACCGAAAAGGUUGGCUGUGAAAAGUAUGAAGGUGGACUCUGCAGCAAGGAGUAUGAUCCAGUGUGUGGCAGCGAUGGACUCGUCUACAGCACUGAAUGUGUUCUCUGCCAGCUGAACAGUCUCCAAAAGACGAAUGUGAAAGUGGCAAGCAAAGGGGAGUGCCCUCGUUAACGGACUGUGGUGCCCGUUGACACACACACACACACACACACACACACACACACACACACACACCUCUGGCUGUGUAAUAUCCAUUCCCUGUAUAUUGCCUUCUCAAUAAAGUUGCAUAUGGCAACAUG
This is a messenger RNA of Etheostoma cragini (Arkansas darter), 460 nucleotides long. Its product is annotated as trypsin inhibitor ClTI-1-like. NCBI's taxonomy places the organism in Eukaryota, Metazoa, Chordata, Actinopteri, Perciformes, Percidae. Bases 54 to 332 code for a protein of 92 amino acids. Gene Ontology annotation, molecular function: protein binding. The transcript has 4 exons. The record is from RefSeq and is a predicted model, not a curated record.